AUGCCCUCGGCCCUCUUGAACAAUGCCCUCCCUCCCCCACCUACAAUUUCCACCGACAAACCACGAGCGAUGGAUGAAGUGCAAAGGAGGGGCGUCGCCAUCAAUGCCGCCUCCACAGACAAUGGCGAUGCGAUAGUGUCCAACAAAGGGAAGGCCCAUAAGCAGAGCUUUGAUUAUAUAUGGCGAACUGGAGUAGCUGGAGGGUUGGCAGGAUGUGCGGCAAAAACUUUAGUUGCCCCUCUUGAUCGGGUCAAGAUCCUUUUCCAAGCCAGAAACCCUCUAUUCGCAAAAUACGCCGGUUCUUGGUUCGGUGUUAUCACAGCAAUGAGUGAUAUAUAUAAAGAAGACGGAACAAGAGGGCUUUUCCGUGGCCAUUCUGCCACGCUCCUCAGGAUAUUUCCUUAUGCGGCCAUCAAAUUUCUUGCCUAUGAGCAAAUACGUGCCGUUAUUAUUCAUAGCCCUCAGCAUGAAACACCUUUCAGGCGGCUUAUAAGCGGUUCACUAGCUGGCGUGACAUCCGUUUUUUUUACCUAUCCUCUCGAAGUCAUGCGUGUACGGCUGGCGUUCGAAACGAAACGCGACUCGCGAUCCUCGUUGUCUUCAAUCUGCAAGCGGAUUUACAACGAAUCGCGACCGCCUCCUGCGGGGGCGUCAUCAACAAUUUCGAAAGUAACCCCGAGGUCCGGUCUAUCGAAUUUUUAUAGAGGAUUUUCUGCGACAAUGAUGGGCAUGUUGCCCUACGCAGGAAUGUCAUUCUUGACUCACGACACAGUGGGAGACCUAUUGCGUCACCCGCUUGUCUCCAAACACACCAUGCUCCCAAAACCUCCCCAGUCGCCGAAAAACAAACCACCACCUCUUCGCUCGUGGGCAGAGCUAUUAGCAGGCGGAAUAGCAGGGCUUGUGUCGCAGACCUCAGCAUACCCAUUUGAAGUUAUUAGAAGGCGUAUGCAGGUUGGUGGUGCUGUAGGAGAUGGGCAUAGGCUGCGUAUCUCAGAAACAGCGAAGAUGAUCCUAAAGGAACGGGGUGUGCCGGGAUUCUUUAUUGGCUUAACUAUUGGGUACGUGAAGGUUGUACCCAUGGUCGCUGUCAGCUUCUAUGUUUAUGAGAGGGGGAAGCUUUGGUUGGGUAUCUAA
Messenger RNA from Venustampulla echinocandica, 1137 nucleotides. Its product is annotated as Mitochondrial carrier. Bases 1 to 1137 code for a protein of 378 amino acids. NCBI's taxonomy places the organism in Eukaryota, Fungi, Ascomycota, Leotiomycetes, Helotiales, Pleuroascaceae. Gene Ontology annotation, biological process: transmembrane transport. The transcript is spliced from 2 exons. The record is from RefSeq and is a predicted model, not a curated record.